UCCGUCUGCUGAGGUACGCUCUGCUAGGGUUUUCUAGAGUUUCUAGGCUCUUCUGUAGCACCUGCAAACAUGGUCCUCCAAAAUGAUAUUGAUUUGUUGAACCCACCGGCAGAGCUUGAGAAGAGGAAGCACAAGCUCAAACGUCUUGUUCAGUCACCCAACUCCUUCUUCAUGGAUGUGAAAUGUCAGGGUUGCUUUAACAUAACCACAGUUUUUAGCCACUCUCAAACUGUUGUGGUGUGCGGCAAUUGCCAGACAGUUUUGUGCCAGCCUACUGGUGGCCGUGCUAGACUCACAGAGGGAUGUUCUUUUAGGAGAAAGGGUGACUGAGUUUACUGAAUGAUGCAACAAUUUCAUCAUCUUUUUGUUUUGGUUAUGAUGUAUUAAUUUUGGUAGAACUUUUGAUGGUUUGACAAUGGUGUAAUCUUUUGUUUUAAAUUUUAAUAUACUUGGUGUAGUGGACUUUUUCAUGCUUGAAAUAUUACAUUUUCCACCAGUGUUUAAAGUUGCAUUAA
This is a messenger RNA of Pistacia vera, 515 nucleotides long. RefSeq names its product 40S ribosomal protein S27-2. The transcript has 4 exons. Gene Ontology annotation, biological process: ribosomal small subunit assembly; translation. Gene Ontology annotation, molecular function: structural constituent of ribosome; RNA binding. Bases 70 to 330 code for a protein of 86 amino acids. The record is from RefSeq and is a predicted model, not a curated record. Gene Ontology annotation, cellular component: cytosolic small ribosomal subunit; ribosome. Lineage: Eukaryota; Viridiplantae; Streptophyta; Magnoliopsida; Sapindales; Anacardiaceae.